Zingiber officinale is the source of this 3723-nucleotide messenger RNA. RefSeq names its product protein ALTERED PHOSPHATE STARVATION RESPONSE 1-like. Bases 281 to 2626 code for a protein of 781 amino acids. Lineage: Eukaryota; Viridiplantae; Streptophyta; Magnoliopsida; Zingiberales; Zingiberaceae. The transcript is spliced from 4 exons. The record is from RefSeq and is a predicted model, not a curated record.
AGAUGAGUGUUAUCAUCACAUGGGCUGGGCAGCGGUGGGACAGAAAAAUAUUCUCUGUUUUGUCCUUAGCAACAAGAGCAAAAAGGCUGACGCAUUACUGUUCGACGCGGCGGGUGAUAUCAUGCUUCUUGUUCUGCUGCGGCGGAAUCCGUCCGUCACCUUUUAGUCCCUCCGAUCCCCGCCCGUUCCGGCACUUGCUCCCCCCGGGAAGUGCGGGUGAUGUGAUCGCUGCGGCUCGUGUCGCCUUCGGGAGUGGAUUUUCGGGGUUGUUCCGGUUGUGAUGGGCUGCGGGGGGUCCAAGCUUGAGGAGGAGGCGGCGGUGGCGCUCUGCCGCCAGCGGUCGCAGCUCCUCUCCCACGUCAUUCGCUGUCGCUACGGUCUUGCGGACGCGCACUCCUCGUACGUCCGAUCGCUCGCCUCCGUCAGCGCUGCGCUCAGUGAGUUCCUGAAUGGGGCACUCCCGCUUUCUUCUCCCGUACUCUCCCUCCCGGCCCGGCGGAAGGGUGACCCUCUCCCGCCACUCACCCCAUCCCCUCCUCCGGCGUCCGUGUGCCUCCCCUCUGCUGCCGUCCGCGGACACUCUCGUUCCCACUCCGGCUCGCACAUUCAUUUCCGCCCCUCAGAUUCUGAUUCGGACGAAGAUUCGCCCCUUCACUCGGAUAGUGUUUCUCCGGUUCACCACCUCCCGGCGGAUGACGCUCCGCCCGUUGGACGGUCCUACGUCAAUCUCCGCUAUUUGCGAAACGGCCCGGCGGAGCCGUCGGUCACCUUUGAGCAGCAACCUCCGAGUUCCGAGCCGAUACGCUUCGGCACCGUUGAUGAUCCUGCUCUCGCGGCUUCCCCUUACUAUGGCUACCUGUACCCCCUUCAAAGUUCCGACUUUUACCCCUCCUAUCCUUCUUAUCCAUCAGAUGCCAACAACGGUGGCGGUAUCUUUGGCUCCUCCUCACCGCCUCCAAACAUUCCGCCACCUACCAUGGGAGCAGGUGAGAAUCCUACUCCUCGAGAACCUCCACCACCCCCGUCGCCCAAGGCUUCAACCUGGGACUUUCUCAACCCGUUCGAAUCGUACGAUAAUUACUAUGCUCCCUAUACCUCAAGCCGCAGCUCAAAGGACUUGAGGGAGGAGGAGGGCAUUCCUGAUCUGGAAGACGAAGAAGAGGAAGUGGUCAAGGAAGCUUAUGGAGAUCCAAAGUUCGCAGCAUCCACAUCAGCCGCUGCAGAUGGAGAGCACUAUAGUAAGGCGGCUAUCGGGUUGCAAGAAGGUGACAACGGCAGUGUCGGGGAGGAUUCCAACAGAAAGUCAAAGUCAGUGGAGGUGGGGAGUAGCUCGGAGCUUGAGGUUCCUGUGGCCGAGAAGAGUGUGGUGGCUGAACCAGCAGAGUGGCACAAUGAGGAAUUUGUGGUUUGGAAGAAUUACCAAAAUGAUUCUGAGAUCGUGCAGGAGAUUAAGAUUCAAUUUGAUAGGGCUUCCCAAUCGGUUGUUCAGGCAUCCAAGAUUCUUGAUGUGGGAAAGAUUCAAUAUCAGCGCAAAAAUUCUGUGUAUAAAGUUUCUGCCAGGAUGAUAUGUGGAUUUUCUCUAUUUUCAACUUCUACGGGCAAAGAUCUUUCGUAUGAAGAAGACAACAGCCUUUCAUCAACAUUGCAGAAGCUUUACAAUUGGGAACAAAAGCUUCUUGAGGAAGUCAUGGCUGAAGAAGAGAUGAGGGUACAAUACGAAAGAAAACACCAAUGCUUGAGGCACUUGAGUGAAAGGGGUGCUGAAGCUGAAAAGCUUGAGGCUGUGGAAACUACCAUGAGGAAGAUAUCUACAAAGUUAAGAGUAGCCAUUCAGGUUGUGGACACAAUUUCAAGUAAAAUAUGUCAAUUAAGGGAUGGAGAAUUAUGGCUACUAGUUAAAGAACUAAUUACUGGGUUUAAGGAAAUGUGGGCGGUCAUGUUAGAAUGCCAUCAGAUUCAAUAUCAAGCAAUAUCCGAAGCCAAAAACCUGGACUCUAUUGUGUCCAGAGGAAAGCUUUCUGAUACUCAUGUGGAAAAAGUAAAGCAUUUAGAACUAGCAAUGGUGGAAUGGAUUGCCGAUUUCUCUGCUUGGGUUAGUGCUCAAAAGACCUAUGUUGAUGCUUUGAAUGAAUGGCUGAAGAAAGGUAUAGCUUAUGAACCAGAGGUUACUGAUGAUGGUGAGGUUCCUUUUUCUCCUGGAAAAUUAGGUGCACCUCCUGUAUUUGUCAUUUGUAACUAUUGGUCUUCCAGCAUAGAAAUGGUAUCUGAAAGAGCUGUUGUUGAAGCAGCACAUGAUUUUGUAGAUAAUGCCCUUAAUAUUUGGAAAGACCACAAAGUUUUACUGCAGCAGAGGUUAUUAGUAAACAGAAAUAUGGAUGACAAGCUAAUAAGAUCAAUGGAAAAUGAAGAAGAAGAACUUCUUAAGCAGAGAAAGAGAUUAAUGAUAAUUUCUGGCAGGGAUUUGUCGACAACUGAAUAUGUGCAUCGUGAAUCCACUGCGAGUAGUCUUCAGUCAAGUUUGAGACACAUGUUUGAAGCUGUAAAAGAUUUUUCUGCUAAUACCAUGAAAGCAUAUGAGGUACUCCACAAACAAACUGAAGGAACGGAUCUGCUAGGAACUUCUUAAGCGGAGAAAGAAAUUAAUGAUGAUUUCCGGCAAGAUUCAUCAACAACUGCAUAGUGAAUCGACUAUGAGUAGUCUUCAGUCAAGUUUGAGGCAGAUCUUUGAAUCUAUAAAUGAUUUUUUCUGCUAAUACCAUGAAAGCAUACGAGGUAGUCCGCAAACAAAAUGAAGAGAGAUCUGCUAAAGGGCAAGCAAGAGAGUUGUACUGCACAACUACUUGACCUUGCCAUUCAUGACAGAAGCACAAGCCCCCUUGUGCUGCUAUAAGAUUCAAUGUUUGUCUCUGGCAUGCAUCAUUCAAUGCCUAAAUUGUUCUGGAAUGAUCUUUUGUGUAGCACAAACACAUAAACUUGGCACGAGCCUCUUAGAAGAAGAUUUCAAUGGUUCACAAUCAUGUGCGGGAUCGGUAUUGGCGCCAGAUCAUUCUAGUUAAUGUAACCCACAAGGUCUGAGAAGCUUUGUAUCAUUGCAAUGGAAGGGCCACACAACUGGAAAACAAUUUCCCAGCCACUAUAUUGGAAAGAUAGGUGGUAUCUGAUGAUUAGUUGGUUUAGUUCUUGGUAUUUCAUUUUGUUCGACAACAUCAAUUUGAAAGUGGGAAAGGUACGUUGCUGCUAGCUCUGAAAUGUUCGAAUCCCUUUGUAUGUCUGACACCUGAUAUUCCAAUAAUGGUCCUCUAAGUUGGAUAUCGACAUCCAAUUGAUAAUCAGACACUGAUCCUCUGAGUUGGCACUGACAUCCCAUUGCUAUUCAAACACUGAUCCUCCAAGUAGGAUACAUGACAGUAGAAUCUGAUGUGAUCACUGACUGAAGUUGAAUUGCUGAUUUUUGUUAGGAAGGCCAAGGUAGUCCCUUUGCUCUAGAGUAACAUAGAUUUAAUUUUAUUUUUAUAGCUUUUCUUAUAUUCUGUUAUUUAUUUUUUAAGAUACAUAUUUUAUCCUAGCGCUAGCAUUGUUUGGUGCCUGAUGGAUUAUUUGGUCAUGUAUCCUCCUUAGCUUUGCGCAUUUGGAAGUUAAACUAUGUGCAGUUCGAUCAUCAGCUAUUUCAUGUGGCACUUGUUUCUGAAGUGAUUUGAUGCAGAAUGCUAUUUAUUUAUUUUA